AUGACAACACCGAAGAUCCACGUGCAAUGUGCUGGUGUGCGUUCCAAUCAAUUUUCUCCACCACCAGACGACAACGAGUGCUCAUUCGUUGACGAUUCAAGCUAUGCAUCUUUUCCAUUUCUCGUGCGUGUGGAGGUUAACAGCGUCUCAUUCAUAAAUCGCGGGACGCACGUCGAGGAGCGGCGCUUCGUCUUCUCAGAGCGCGUCGUGCACGCCGUGUUGGCAGACUUUUCUCAGCAACAUUUGUAUAGAAUGACAUCACAUUCCAAUGUAUCAUGGGAUGGCAGUACAGCGCCAAAAGAGACGUUUCAGCUCCAACUCCAUCCCCACUUAUGCGUUCUCGUGCGCUCCGACUGCUUGAACAUUUACACGGCAGCCGGCGAAGUGUUUGAGGUGGCGCUACCUUUUCAAGCUAAUCGCCUUUUUCCGAUUAAAGGUCAGGGUCUGCUUAUGCAGCGCAGUCCAGCGGUACAGAUCCCAGUAUCAAGACAAACCCCAGAUAUUGCGGCAAUGGCCCUGGCCCGCAAGGGUCGACGUGCAAGCACGAGCAAUCGAGGAGACAACAACAAAUAUGAUUAUAGCUUUGAGGGAUAUAAAAAACCAACACGACCAAGGUAUUUUACACUCAGGCAUCCUCUUGAUGAGAUUAAACCUAUAGCUUUAAGUGCAGCCACGAUCAAUGGAGAAAAACUAUUUAUUUCAGACUCUCAACUAGAAGGUGUGGAUGUUUUGAUGGAUGGAGUAGGGCCUAUUUUUGUUGCCUUCCAUCAAUAUGAGCAGAAUUUCUGUGUCUUUCGGCUGAAUGUACUGCAAAAGUCGGCAAAAGAGCGAAAUCCAGAGAUUCGAGUGGUUGAUGGACCAAUGUGGACAAGGUUUUGGACUAAAAAUGACUUAAAGGAAUCACGGGUGUGGAUUGAUCCAGAUUGGAUUGCAACGACGCUCUGGAAAACUUCGCAAGUAGGCUCUAUCAAACCAAACUCAGCAUAUUUGUCGCCGAUUGCCUCAUCAUUUCUUCGCUUGUCCACUCCACCUGAUACACAGAAGUCAUCGUUGCUGGAGUAUAAUUUUAAAAGAGCGUUUUUUGCAUCAAGUGUCGACAACUCUCCGUUGUUGUGCUUGCUGGACAAAGAUACUGGAACUCUGCUGCUAAAAUCCGUCGUCGAACUAGAUAACGAGAAUAACGAGACCGUUGCUCUCGAUAAAGGCAACAACUGCAGUAACAGCGUUCGUAUUUUGCACUGUCUUGACGCGGUACCUAUUCGACAACCUGGCUCUGUAAAGUCAUUUAAAAGUACCAACAUUGCGGAUUUUGAAUUCUCAACAGACAUUGUGGUGCUUGAAAGAGACUAUUCUCUCACCCUGUACCGGGCGCAUUUUCCAAUUUGCUAUUUGGUCGUUCUUGACGUGGAAUUGAGUAAUAUAUUAAUGGGAGCUGUUGGUAAGGGUGAUUUGACGAAGAAUGGUUUGAGCGGCAGCGUACAUUUAAAUGCUGUCGGCAGAGGCUCUAACUACGAGAUUAUCUAUCCAAAUCUUCGCGGUUACGGUUCUGAAAAAAAAGUGCGAUUUGAGCAUCCACUACAGGUAUUAUGUUGUCCACUUUUAGAGCAGAUUUAUCUUGUGCUGGCUAGCAUUAUUCCCCCUAGAGACUUUUGUGUACUUAAAGCUCAUGUUGUCAGCUUGGCACAGUAUAAAGCUCAAAGUUGCAGACAAUUACAUGAAUUUACGGGGCUAGAGUGGCAGGCUUUUAGUGAGUGCAUCCUCAAUCUACAACUUAAGCAAUCAAUUGAAGAAAGUAAGGUUGGACCGGAAGAAAUGUCCAGCAACGACGCAGAGAUGACUGCUACUUCAUCAUUCAAUGCGCUACAACUCAGUGAGUUUCAUGAUAUUUAUCAGUAUGAGCACGCCAUGCUAUUCGCCACGAUGGACCUACCUGUGAUUAAAUCCACUGUUAGAUGCCAUCGUAUUACUCGGUCGAAAGAAGUCAAAACAAAUACCGGAUUGUCGUCUCUGGGUAUCUCCAGUGAGGUAAUUUUUGCCGGACUUCACAUGCUUUGCGAAGAUUUGAAAAUGUCAACCACGCUUCUACAAGAUCGAUUGCAUCUGGCAAAAUUCUUGCUCGCGAUGGCUAAGCAACUAAAAUUGGAUCGCUUUAUCGAGUAUUAUCAGGCGGAUAAUUGUGUCUUGCAACGCUGUGUAGAGCAAAAUAAAGAAUGUGUCGAAACGAAACGACCCCGAAAAACCUUAAAGAACAGUUUGCUCUGCUUUUCAGCGUACGGAUCCGUUCCCGACUUGCUUUUGUGGCUGCAAGACAAAAUAUCGGCGACGUCAAAGAACUUAGUAAACUUUUACACGCUUUUUGACGAUGUCAUCAAAUUUUCUGGCUGCCUGCAUCGACUCUAUGAUCGUCCACUUCGACGCACUGACUCGAUUUGUCGAAUUUUUGGCUUCAUGUGUCCAAAUUCGGUGGAGAAAUAUUCUUGUGUGCAGACUGCUCAGUCAAAUACAUCUGAGCUGAUCAUGUUUCUAACACAAGAUCCUGUCGGUAAAAUGCUAUCGAUCGACGACCUUCCUGUUGGCCUAAGCUUUCCCAUAAUCCAAACCAUUAAUCAGUUGAAGCACCAUCCACCCUCAUUCAUUACCGAAGACAUAUGUCAAAUGCUGGGACGAGAAGACCUCAGUGCCAGCGCAGAACGAUUGCCCGAUUAUUUUCCAAUCUCUGAAAGGGAAUACCCACGCAUUGCCAUAAGGAAAUCAGAAGACUUUCGAAUUCAGAGCGACAAGGAAAAUCAUAAUGAAUGUGAUGGUCUGGAAGAUCUUAUAUGUCGAAGCCAGCCGCUAUUCCCAUCUGAUCAGAGAAUGAAGGAGGUUGCGCGACUUCUGCGCUCGAGUCGCCCGCUGUGUCUGAAACUUGAGAAAAAACCAGAUUUGUCGGAUCUUGAUUACGCCCAGGAGCAGCAAGCUCGUUUGUUGCUUCUCUGCAAACGAUCGAUGGCACUCUCAGUAGCUCGUGGUAUGGUCACACUGGGUAGUUUGGAUACUUCGUCCGCUCAAACACAAACUUGGCGACUCCGAAUCCCUGCGCUGCCCUUGCAAGGUCGAAAACCACCUACGAAUGCUAUUGUAGAGCUUGAUCUUUCUGGCUAUGCCAAAGAGUUGACCUACUGGCCUCAGUUUCACAACGGCUGCGCGACAGGCUUACGCCUUCCAACACACGAUCUCUCGGGUGUAAUAAAUCGCCAUUGGAUCAAGUAUCAUCGACCUUCAGUCGGUGAUAUGACGCAGCGAAGCUUAAUCGGAGCUGCAGGCAGUGAGCAGGCAACAUCAAUGCAGUCAACUGGUGGUUUUGGUCGUAAUCUGGAAGAGGCAUAUGCAGCUCAUGCAGGAUUGUUGUUGGGGAUUGGACUCCGUGGACAUCUUAAAUGCUUAUCCAUGGCUGAUGUAUAUAACUAUUUGUCCCUGUCAAAUGAAUUUGUGACAGUUGCGAUCAUGCUUGGUAUGGCAAGCACAGCUGCUGAUUGUCGACGUAAGCAAAAGCAGCAAACUUCAAUGUCAACGACUGAUUCAACCGACGAGCAGAGUCAAAUUCCACAAGCAGCACAUACGCUUGAUGAGAUGGCGUCACUUGAGGCAAAUCAUUUUUUGACCGGCUUUUCUGACCUUGCUUCGUCCGACGCCACACCUCUUCUUGGAAUUGGUUUAGAGCUGGCAUUAGAGCGAUCAGUUUCCAAGAUGUUGUGUUUACAUGUCCCGUCUUUGCUGCCGCCACCAUUCAGGGGAUUUUCAGUGCCUGCAUCAACUCAGACAGCAGCACUUCUUGGACUCGGCAUUCUGUACCAAGGAACAGGUUACCGGUUAAUGACAGAACUACUGCUUGCUGAGAUUGUGCGAUCUCCUUCGAGUUCUCAGUUCGUGGAAAGCACUGGCACUACAGGCUCAUCUACACCAUCGUUUGAUCAGAUUGAUGGUUAUGCAUUAGCAGCAGGAAUGGCACUUGGCCUUGUUACCCUCGGUCGUGGUCAUUCCACGACGGGAGACCCUGGACUGGCCGAUCUUAAGCUCGAAGAAAAGCUGCACAAGUACAUCGUCGGUGGGGCUCAACAGUCUCGAGAAUCAAAUGCGAUUAGAAGCUGCUUGUAUCGUGGCCGACAAGCACAAGGGGAUGGUAGUCUGGGCAUCGGCCAAGAUUUGAGUGGCAGCACAACAGGUCACAUGGCAUCUGAGAGCAAUGACACUAGUCGCGAAAGAAGGCAUCCAAGCAAUCGCUCCGGGGCUCGUGGUAGCAGCGAGCUCGUGAACAUUUCGGUUACUGCCUGCGCAAGCGCUCUGACUUUGGCCUUUAUGUACAUGCAGACAAGUAAUAAAGCUGUGGCGGCGCAACUGGCAGUACCAGACACACUCAUUCUUUUAGAUCACAUUCGCCCGGACAUUCUCUUAGUGCGCACGCUGGCCAAAAAUCUGAUCAUGUGGAACGAAAUAUCACCUACAAAGGAAUGGAUCGAGCAAAAUGAAAUUCCCGCGCAGCUUCUGCAAGAGUAUACCUCAAUUCAGAAACGUAAAGGAGGAACGCAGGUGAAAAAUUCAACUGGCCCGGCGUCCCAUGCGGAUCUUAGUUCGAUCUGCGAAGCGUAUGCAAAUAUAGCAGCAGGUGCGUGCAUGAGUAUGGGGUUGCGUUUUGCAGGUACUGCAAAUGUAUCAGCUCGGGCAACACUUCGUAGUUAUGUGGUGCACUUUCGUGGCUUGAGAAAUAAUGCAUCUUCGCCCACAAUGCUUUUAAGUGGAAAAAGCAAUGUUGUUGCCGCUGCAACAGGGCGUGCCACUGUGGAGCGAUGUCUUGCCGUGUGUGCGCAAGCGCUUGCACUUGUUGAUGCGGGUAUGGGCCACGUUGAAACGUUGACAUUGUUGCGGUCUAUAACGCUGCGACAACGUGUGGACUCAGCAAUGACUUACGGAAAUCACAUGGCGCUGAGUAUGGCAAUCGGCUUGCUUUUCCUUGGCGGCGGACGUGCCACGAUCUCGCAGUCGAAAGAGGCGAUUGCAGCAUUAGUGAUUUCACUUUACCCAAUGCCGCCAAUAAAUACGGCAGAUAACAAGUAUCAUCUACAAGCUUUUCGUCACCUUUACGUAUUGGCAGUGGACAACACGCGAUAUCUGAACACUGUAGAUGUGGAUACUCAAGAGACCUGUACCGUGCAAAUUGACGUCACUUUGGCUCCUAAAGCUAAGGUCCAGCGAGUGUUUCAAACUCCGUGUCUCCUACCUGAUAUUGCAACAGUCAAACGUCUUGCAAUCUCGGAUCCUGAAUAUUAUCCGGUUGAAAUUCUGUCAUCGCCAAUUUCGGACCAACUGAAGUCAUCAGGACCCGUCAAUAUAAGGACAGCCAAUUCAAUACGAUUGGAAGUUUUGCGGAAUAAUAACGUGAUUCUCUUGAAGCGCAGGCAUCGUAAAACUUUGAACAUUGCAUACCCUACGGGCAGCACCGACAACAAUCAACUGAGAAGGCUUUUUUGUACAUACUUUUUGUCAAGUGAUUCUAAUGCUGUUGAUGAUAUUAAAGAUAAUAAAAAAAUUGACGAUCUAUCUGUUACAGCGGAUUGGGGUAACAGUUGGUGGUCAACGCAGUUGAGUUCUUGGAUACUGAAGGACGCCUACGAGGAACUACAAACGGUAAAGCUUUUAUUUCUCAAUGCGUUGCACUCGCUCUUUCGCCUGCAGCAAGUGCCACAAUUGUCGACUGCCAUAGACGUUAUAAGCCUACUCAUGUUUAGCAAAUAUUGUCGUCUGCACUUGAGUCUUUCCGGAAUCGUACUUGAUUCAAAAGAGUUCAAGUCCACGCAAUCCACGACUCCGCAAGACUUCACGAAAAACAGUUUUAUCCUUUUUGAGUUUGGUGAAUGGCUUACGAACCAAACGGAAGAAGCACUCCGCGCGUUGUGGUAUCGUACCUCGCUACAUGUUAUGGCUUCAGCGCGAGUCCAAUUGGUGCCGUUGACAUCAUACAGUGUAUCUGAAGCAUUUUGCUUUAAUGUGUUGGUGCAGUAUUUCGCUGGACCUUCCCUGUCCAUGGUGUCGAUUGCAGUGCAUCAAAGCCUCUCUUACAAGGGUUGGCGAGCCAGAAUUCAGCGAGCACUAGCACGCUCUCAUAUCCAGCAUCAGUCACGGCAAACAGCACAAUUUCAACUGUCGCCUUUUCUUGAGAAUCAGAAGCUUACGGAUAUAGAAAAAACAUUUUGGCUGAAGCUGGUUUCGUUCUUCUUGGAGACUGAAGGGCUGAGUCAAGAUAAACGUGGAAAAAAGCAAUAUGAAUGA
This is a messenger RNA of Plasmopara halstedii, 6306 nucleotides long. Its product is annotated as Anaphase-promoting complex (APC), subunit 1 (meiotic check point regulator/Tsg24). The transcript has a single exon. The coding region runs from base 1 to 6306 and encodes 2101 amino acids. Gene Ontology annotation, biological process: anaphase-promoting complex-dependent catabolic process; protein K11-linked ubiquitination; metaphase/anaphase transition of mitotic cell cycle. Gene Ontology annotation, cellular component: anaphase-promoting complex. The record is from RefSeq and is a predicted model, not a curated record. Gene Ontology annotation, molecular function: molecular adaptor activity. NCBI's taxonomy places the organism in Eukaryota, Oomycota, Peronosporomycetes, Peronosporales, Peronosporaceae.